This is a messenger RNA of Sorghum bicolor (sorghum), 1455 nucleotides long. RefSeq names its product auxin-responsive protein IAA13. Gene Ontology annotation, biological process: regulation of DNA-templated transcription. NCBI's taxonomy places the organism in Eukaryota, Viridiplantae, Streptophyta, Magnoliopsida, Poales, Poaceae. The coding region runs from base 437 to 1144 and encodes 235 amino acids. Gene Ontology annotation, cellular component: nucleus. The transcript is spliced from 5 exons. Gene Ontology annotation, molecular function: protein binding. The record is from RefSeq and is a predicted model, not a curated record.
CUAACUAACUGCUAUCGUAAGUUGCAACCCCACUUCCAUCUCCCUCUCUCUCUCUCUCUCUCUCUCUCUCUCUCUCUCUCUCUCUCUCUCUCUCUCUCUCUCUCUCCUCCUGCCAUCACCCUAGAAUAGGAGUAUUUACCUCCACUUUCUCUCUCUCCCUCUCUCUCUCUUCCAUCCUCCUCCCUCCCUCUAUAUAUACACAUCUCCACCCUGUUCCUGGGUCCUCUCUCCCACCCACUGCAACCCCAAAUCUCCCCUUCCUCACAAACGCGCAGCAGAGGGGCCGAGACCCAAGAAGAAGAAGAAGAAAGCAGAAGCAGCGACAGCGAGCAAGCAGAAGCUUAGCUAGCGUGGAGGUGCCCAAGGCGAGAGGGACAACGACGGCCGCGACAGGCUAGCUAGCAACCAGCUGCUAGCUCCUGCGGAGCCGAAGCCGAUGGCUGGCGCCGACGUCGACGUCGGGACGGAGCUCCGGCUCGGCCUGCCGGGAGGAGGCGCCGAGGCGGCCAAGGCCGCGAAGAGGGGCUUCGAGGACACCAUCGACCUCAAGCUGAAGCUGCCCACCGCCGGCAUGGAGGAAGCUGCCGCCGCCAAGCCGGAGCCGGCAGCCGAGAAGGCCAAGAGGCCCGCCGAGGCGCCGGCAGCUGAUGCCGAGAAGCCACCUGCACCCAAGGCACAAGCUGUGGGUUGGCCACCAGUCCGAUCAUACCGCAGGAACGUCAUGACCGUCCAGUCUGUGAAGAGCAAGAAGGAAGAGGAACCUGAGAAGCAGCAGUCGGCCGCUGCCAACGCCAGCGGCAACAGCUCCGCCUUCGUGAAGGUCAGCAUGGACGGCGCGCCCUACCUGCGCAAGGUGGACCUGAAGAUGUACAACAGCUACAAGGACCUCUCUAUUGCUCUGAAGAAGAUGUUCAGCACCUUCACCACAUCUGGGAACAACAUGAAUGAGGGGAAAUUGGUUGAUCCAGUCAGCGGUGCUGAUGUGGUCACUACUUACGAAGACAAGGACGGCGACUGGAUGCUUGUUGGUGACGUCCCAUGGGAGAUGUUUGUCGAGUCAUGCAAGCGUCUGAGGAUCAUGAAGAGUUCUGAAGCCAUAGGUCUUGCACCAAGAACGAAGGACAAGUGCAAGAACAAGAGCUGAAGAAGAUGCAGCGUUAAAGAUGCUGCCCAUUGUGUCAAAAGAAUGGUGCCCUUGCAGUGUGCUGCGGUUUUUCUAGAAAUAUAAUGUGUUUUAAUUACUAGUUGGAGGGAGACCUGUCUUGUUCAAUUUGUUCAUGGACCAGAAGCAAUAAUCUAUCUGUGUGUGGCUGGAUUGGUGUUAUGUGAUGUCCCCUACCGUGUGUCCCAGAAUCUACUUGGUGAUUUUAUUCCAGUGUUGUUAAUCAAGCUUGUGUGAUUGUUAAGUAAAGGGCAUCAAUGAGACUAUUAUUAUUAUGGUACCUUGUAAGUUAA